Molecule: messenger RNA, 710 nt
Organism: Xylona heveae TC161
Lineage: Eukaryota; Fungi; Ascomycota; Xylonomycetes; Xylonales; Xylonaceae
Product: yabJ protein
Exons: 4
Coding region: 121-528 (135 amino acids)
Cellular component (GO): cytosol; mitochondrion
Molecular function (GO): deaminase activity
Source: RefSeq, a predicted model, not a curated record
UAAAUGCCAUGUCCUACUUCUGUAGCAUCUGCGCCAUAAACUAAAACUAACUACCUUACUUGCAUCAUAUAAUUUACCUCAACUUACUUCAACCAUUGUAAUAAUAAUUUCUCGCAAGCAAUGUCACUCAAAACCAAAGUCUCUACCGGUCUCGAAGCGCCUAAUGCGCUGCAUUCUCAAGCCAUUAUCAGCAAUGGCAUGAUCUACUGCUCCGGCAGCGUCGGCGUAGAUUUGAAGACGAAGAAAUUCGUCGAAGGCGGAGUCGGUGCGCGAACUGCACAAGCAAUCCGCAACCUCGCCCUGAUCCUCGAGAAGGCGGGCAGUCACUUGAACAACACCGUCAAGGUCAAUGUCUUUUUGACGACCAUGGACGACUAUGAUGAAGUCAACAAGGUGUAUAGGACCUUUUUUGCGGCUGAGCCAAAGCCGGUGCGCACGUGCGUGGCAGUCCACCAGCUGCCAUUUGGAACUGAUGUGGAGGUUGAACUCGUUGCCCAUGCGGGCACGACUACCCAGGCCAAGCUGUAGAUUUCCUAGCAAUGAAACUGAGGUUAUGAGAGGGUAUAAACAAUGUAUAUAUGUACAUCUGAUAUCUCUGUAAAUAUGCAACAAGAUCAGAACAAAAAAUCGUAUAUGCAUGAAACAGAAUUAAUAUAUGAAAUAAAAAAAGAAAAAGAAAAAGAAAAAAAGAUAAUUAUAGCUUCGCCCGC